AUGCAGCUCAAAGAUCCUUCCUUCACAACGAGUACCACAAGUUCCCAAACGAACGAGACGCCAUCGUCCUUUGGCUUCUUGCCCGGCAUUGCAAACGAGGAGGACCCAGCCACAAACAACUCCUCCAAUCCAAACAAAAGAACCCCCGGAACAUCAUCAUCCCGGCCCAACAAUGCCACGAGAGGUUCAAGCGAAUGCUGCAGCACUCAGACAGUCGCUGUAACCGUUUGUGUCAUUGUUGUUCUUGCUAUUGUUGUCCUUGCGGCUGUUGCGAAUAACAGCAGCGAUGGUUCUGGCGGCAGAGGCGGUUUCUUCUUCCUCCGUGGUGGUAGUAGUGGAAGCAGGGGAGGUGGUGGUAGCUGCUUCCCUGCUGGUGAACGAGUGUUGCUCGACAACUUCUCGCAAGUUCCAAUCGAGAGGCUACAUCCCGGCUCCAUCAUUCAUCGUGGAGGACAAAUUUUGGCUGUAAUGAAGCUAGCCGCAGAUGGUGAAGACCCUUUGCAUCGCUACAAUGAUUCUGUCUUCGUGACAGGAUCGCACCUUGUUCAGGAGCUGGGGGGGUGGAAGCCAGUGGGAGAGUCGGAUUUUGCCACACCCGUUGAGGAUGAACAAGCCCCAACGUUCGUCUACAACUUGAUCAGUUCUAAGCAUACAAUAAUGAUCAACAAUACCCUGUUUGCCGACUGGGAGGAAGAGGAGGACUUUGCCGAGAACUGGGGUUUGGAAAGCCGGAUCUUGGAUCGCCUCAAUGGACACCCAGACAUGAAUGCCCCAGCUCUUUCAUCAACAGAAACUGUUUCCGAGGGGGCUUUUCAGCCCGGUACACCUAUUCUCCUUGACACUGGAACUAGUGUUUCAAUCGAGAAGUUGGAGCCAGGAGACCAGCUGCAAGGAGAUGACAAUAUUGUCUUUUCUGUGAUGCGACUCUGGAUACCGAGUGAAACCAUGGUGUAUCACUACUCCAUGGACUCGUCAGUAAUCUCAGUGACUGAGUGGACCAUUGUUUUGGAUGAUGACGGUCUCUGGCGCAACGUGAAGCAUUCGUCUAAUGCAGUGGCAGUUGGACUGGCUGCAGAUGGUGCUCGUGCUUGGUAUCAGCUUUGGACGACGAAGCAUCAGAUUCCCGUGGAAGGAGGCUCAGUUUUUGCUGACUACGAAGUGCUCGAUGAAGAUGAUCCUGUUUUCUCUGAAGAGCUCUAG
Messenger RNA from Seminavis robusta, 1200 nucleotides. NCBI's taxonomy places the organism in Eukaryota, Bacillariophyta, Bacillariophyceae, Naviculales, Naviculaceae. The record is from the annotation of a GenBank genome assembly.